Molecule: messenger RNA, 666 nt
Organism: Hyaloperonospora brassicae
Lineage: Eukaryota; Oomycota; Peronosporomycetes; Peronosporales; Peronosporaceae
Source: the annotation of a GenBank genome assembly
AUGACUCGACUGAGCAACGGCGACAUGGCCACGGAUUCCAAGCGCGAUUCUCCGAAGUUCAGCGAGCUUCUACACGCUGCUUCGCACUCCCCUGACAGCAAAGACGUCCGGGACAUGUGGUCUUCCGGGUACCCAAGCACGUCCGAGACGGACAACGACGAUGACGAAGAGGAAGAGGAAGACCACGACAUUGAAGACCACGACAUUGAAGACCAAGAUGACAGUGCAAUGGAAGCGUUCCACAGCGGGACCACUGCUGGUAGUGCCUGCCGCUCUCCUGGAUCUCUGACUUCCGGUCGUAGUCGUGGACCACGUCCAACCCAUGAGAAAGGAUUCGACGAUGCCAUGCUUCGCCUGGUUGUACCAGUAGUGCUGUCAGUCACGGCCUCUGCGCGCAACAUGGCGGUGGGCGGAAGUGCAAUGAAGAAGGUUGCAACAAGCACGUGGCUUCCGGUGGCUUGUGUCGGACGCAUGGAGGUGGGCGGCGCUGUCAAGUUUCCGACUGCAGAAGCAGUGCCCAAAGUCGAGGUUUGUGCUACGUCCAUGGCGGUGGAGGGCGUUGUCAACGAGAAGGAUGCGGGUCCAGUGCCAAGAAAGGCGGUCUUUGUAUCGCACACGGCGGAGGCCAUCGCUGUCAAGUCGUCGGGUGUGCAAGCAGUGCCGUGA